AUGCUGCAUUCGUUGAACGCACUCGCCGGCAAGAUAUCGCCGGGCGGCGGCCUUGAUACCAACGCGAACAAGCACUCGCACCCGAACAGGAACCACAAGUCUGCGCCGUCCUCGCCCUACUCGAAGACCAAUGGGAUAAAUAAUAUGAAUAUUAACAACAACAAUUGUACGAGCAUCAACAACAAUAACAAUGACGAAAAAUCAGAGAUGCCGGACCCGGAUUACAUUAAGAUGUUCGUCGGACAAGUGCCUCGCAGUAUGGACGAGAACGACCUAAGGCUGAUGUUUGAGGAAUUCGGAAGGGUGCAUCAGAUAAACGUCCUCAGGGACAAGAUCACGGGCGCCAGCAAAGGAUGCUGUUUUGUGACGUUUUUCACGCGAAAAGCCGCCCUCAAGGCGCAGGACGCAUUGCACAAUAUCAAAACGUUGAGUGGGAUGCACCAUCCCAUCCAGAUGAAGCCAGCUGACAGCGAAAAUAGAAAUGAACGCAAGCUAUUCGUGGGCAUGCUCAACAAGAAGCUGUCUGAGAAUGACGUGAGAGCGCUGUUCGCGGGCCAUGGGGCCAUCGAAGAGUGCACCGUGCUGCGCGAUGCGCAGGGGCAAAGCAAGGGGUGCGCCUUCGUCACGUUCGUGUCGAAGCAGGCGGCGAUUGCUGCUAUCAAGACUCUACACCACAGUCAGACCAUGGAGGGAUGCUCAGCGCCGCUAGUCGUUAAAUUCGCUGAUACCCAAAAAGAGAAGGAACAAAAGAAACUGCAAGCGAUGCAGGCGAGUCUCUGGGGUCUAACCCCGGUGACGCCCACAUAUCAGUUGCCAUCGGAAGCGGCGCUAUCGCCAGCAACGCAAUUGCAACUCUUGCAACAGCUGCAGGCGGUUGGGUUGCAGCAGCAAUUGCUGCAAGGCCAGGGUACGACAUUGCUGCAAGGUGUAAACUACCCAGAUAUCGCUUUCAAUGGCGCAGGACUCAGCGGCGGUGCUGUCAGUGGUGUGGGGAGUAUCGGUGGUUCGGAUCAGCUCGGCGGAUUGUUGGCGCCGGUGUCUGUUCAGAACCUGGCCGCGCUGGCAGCGAUUACUCAGCCCCCCGUGGUGACGCAGGCCGCCCCGAUGGCUCCUGCAACCGCGCAGCAACCGACGGCACCUCAAUUGUGGUCAACAGCCGAACCGCUGAAUUCGGCGUAUGCAGCGCAAUUCGGGACAUUCGCUGCGGCACCGCUCGGUUCAGUGCUGGGCACUGCUGCUGCGGCAGCUGCUGGGAAGCAAGUUGAGGGACCGGAAGGCGGCAACCUGUUCAUCUACCACCUGCCCCAGGAGUUCACGGACACCGACCUGGCGUCGACGUUUCUGCCCUUCGGCCACGUGAUAUCCGCCAAAGUGUUCAUAGACAAGCAGACGAACCUCUCGAAGUGCUUCGGCUUCGUGUCGUACGACAACGCUGCGUCCGCGCAGGCCGCCAUCCAGGCGAUGAACGGUUUCCAGAUAGGCACGAAAAGACUCAAAGUUCAAUUGAAACGCUCCAAAGAACUCUCGAGACCGUACUAG
Molecule: messenger RNA, 1539 nt
Organism: Leptosia nina
Lineage: Eukaryota; Metazoa; Arthropoda; Insecta; Lepidoptera; Pieridae
Source: the annotation of a GenBank genome assembly